AUGUCUUCUCAUUCUACAGUUAAAACAGCACAAAUACUUGGGAUCUUUUUUCCUCUGCUCAUCAUCUACUUUCUAUCCAAUCUCUCCUAUGCUGUUGAAGCUCAAGAUGAAAAAAGUGUCACCAACAUUGGAGCAAUCAUUGAUGUUAAUUCCCGUAUCGGGAAACAACAGAAAGCUGCCAUGGAAGUUGCAGCUGAAAACUUCAACAACCAGUCAGAAACUCAUGAGCUAAAACUCCUUUUUCGAGAUUCUGGCCGCGACCCCUUUAUUGCUGCAUAUGCUGCUGAACAUUUGAUGAAGGAAGAGAAGGUACAAGUGAUAAUUGGCAUGGAGACUUGGCAGGAAGCAGUUACAGUAGCUGAUGUAGUCAAAAGCAAAAACCUAUCUGAUGGUCAAGUUGUUCCAGUCAUUUCCUUUGCAGCACCAACCAUAACACCACCGCUAAUACUACGCAUUUGGCCUUUCUUGAUAAGAAUGGGAAGCGAUGUUACUGCUCAGAUGGAUUGCAUUGGAGAUAUAGUGUCAACAUACUACUGGAAAAGGGUUGUUGUAAUAUAUGAAGACGAUGGUUAUGGUGGCGGCAUUGGGAGGCUAGCUCUUUUAUCCGAAACUCUAAGAAAUGUUGGUGCAAAGAUUGAAUACCGUAUAGUUCUCCCACGACUUUCUGAGUCUACUGAUCCUUAUUGGGAUAAAGUAGCAAAGCAGUUUGAGCUCAGCAAUGUACAGUCUCGGGUAUUCAUAGUUCUUCAGUCAUCUUUGCCAACUGUAACUGGUUUAUUCAAAGUAGCUAAGAAGAUGGGACUUGUAGGAGCAGAUUCAGCUUGGAUAAUCACAGAAAGUAUUGCUAGUUUGCUUGACCCUCAAGGCAACCAUGAUAUGGAAGGUACUCUCGGAAUCAAGACUUAUUAUAACAGGAGUACUACUACUUAUGCCAGUUUCCAGAAAAAAUUCAGAACAAAGUAUUCAGAUGAAGAUGACUCUAAGCCAGGAAUUUAUGCUCUUCGAGCAUAUGAUAUUAUUUCAAUCAUCACAAAGGCCAUGAGUACUAGGACUACUAAUAGUCUUCAUGAGUCAAUAGCUGAAAGGUUGAGCAAUUACAAUGGUUCAAGUGGGAAAAUGCAACUCAAAGGAGGUGAGGUACUGCUGGAUUCUCCAAGAUUUAGGAUCAUAAAUAUUGUGGAUGGGAAGACAGAUAAAGAACUAAACUUCUGGACACCAGGGUUUGGAUUUCAUCAAAGGCUUGUUAACGUAUCAGGUACAUACAGAAGUAGUGAUGAUGUUGGGAAUGUAACUUGGCCUGGGAACAUAAGACGUCCUUCCAAAGGCUGGGCAAUGCCAACUGAGGAGAAGAAAAUGAAAAUUGCGAUUCCGAUUCAAAACAGUCCAUUUAUUACCGUCCGGGGGGAGGAUCAACCUGGCGGUUUCUGCAUUGAUCUGUUCAAUAUGGUGGUAGAAAAUUUGACACACUUAUAUUCCUUGCCACAUAAGUUUCAUAAGUUCGAAGGCAAUUUCAGUGAGUUGAUAGAACGAGUCUAUGACAAGACUUACGAUGCAAUUGUUGGUGAUAUGACUGUACUCGUUGAACGAAUCGACAAAGUGGAAUUCACUCAACCAUAUCUGGAAUCUGGUUUGGCAAUGAUAGUUCCAGAUAUAUCUGAUGAGGAGGAAACAUGGAUGUUUAUGAAACCUUUUACAUGGCAAAUGUGGGUGGUGACUGGUGCCGUCUUAAUCUACACAACCUUUAUAGUAUGGUUCCUUGAGGGACCAUCCAGUCCAGACUUAAAGGGCUCACUUAAGAGUCAGAUUGCCUUUGCAACUUGGUUCACCUUCUCAUCUUUGUUCUUUGCUCACAGAGAAAAGGUCUACAGCAACUUGAAUAGUUUUCAUAGUUUGGCUGUUUGUUGUAUUGAUCUUGAGCUCAAGCUACACUGCUAAUCUGUCUUCCAUGCUUACCAUCCGACGACUGAGCCCGAAUGUAACAGACAUUGAAAUGUUGAGGAGAACCAACUCAUCAGUUGGUUGCGAUAACGAUUCAUUUGUGAGGAAUUACCUAGAGAAUGUUCUUGGUUUCAAUCCAGAUG
Molecule: messenger RNA, 2081 nt
Organism: Fragaria vesca subsp. vesca
Lineage: Eukaryota; Viridiplantae; Streptophyta; Magnoliopsida; Rosales; Rosaceae
Product: glutamate receptor 2.7-like
Exons: 4
Coding region: 1-1935 (644 amino acids)
Source: RefSeq, a predicted model, not a curated record